CUGACAACAACUAUGUGGCGCACAACUAUCUGCCUCCUACCACCGUGUGCCCAUUGCCUACAUGGAUCAAAUCCUGAGGUGGACUUGCUCCGCGACCGUUUUCCCUGUUCCCAGCUGAAACAAUCCAUCUUCCUGAAUCGCAUCAAUCCUAAGCUUACGCGGUUCUACAGUGAAUCAAAUGAAGCGGCUUGGUCGACCCUGACACACCCAAACAUUGUCCAUUUCCAUGGGUGGAGGAUGGUGAAUGUUGUGGAUAAUUCGAUUCGCGCUAGCUUGAUCUCAGCCUGGUGCGGGGGAGGGGAUCUCAAGUCGUAUCUGAUCAGAUCCCAAUUUGUCAAUUGCCAUGAGUUGGUAAUAUUGCAUGCUUGUACUAUCAGAUAAUGUCGCUGCUUCUGUCUAGAUUCGAGGCAUUGCCGACGGCCCUAGCCUAUCUUCAUCUGAAGAGUGUCGUCCAUGGUGAUGUCAGUCCGGAGAACGUUGUGAUGCAUGACAAUGUUCCCAAACUCUGCGGUUUUGGACUCUCAGCCCUUUUAAAUGACGAAACGACAUGCGCUCAAGGAUCAAGCAUGGCAACUAUCCUUCGAUACUGUGCUCCAGAACUGUUUAGAAUUUCGAGAGAUAAAUUUGGGCCUUUGGAUACACGGCGGCCUUUCGAGGACACCCAGGGAAAAGUGCUUUUCCACAAAUCAUCUGACAUGCAAUUCUAUCAUAAGAUAGGGAAGGUGCCUCCUUAUGAUUGGAGCCCCCAGUCGGAUGGAGUCGAAGUGUUCACUGUUCAUCAAACAAUGCUCAGCUCAUUCCCCCGUAGACCAUCCAACUCUGUGAUAUGUUUGGCCAGUCUACGAAGUGGUCAAGUCCACUAUCCACCGGAAUAUCUGGGUCGAGCUCCGUGCGUCAUUGCACGGCGUCCCAAACGGCCGAGGCAACACAAUGUCUCGUUUGUGUAUUGGGGAGAGGUUAUUUCCUCGGAUCGGGGACUGGACACGCCUCCGCUUAAAUUAAACCCUUGA
This is a messenger RNA of Cantharellus anzutake, 1010 nucleotides long. RefSeq lists its product as uncharacterized. NCBI's taxonomy places the organism in Eukaryota, Fungi, Basidiomycota, Agaricomycetes, Cantharellales, Hydnaceae. The transcript has 4 exons. Gene Ontology annotation, molecular function: protein kinase activity; ATP binding. The record is from RefSeq and is a predicted model, not a curated record. Gene Ontology annotation, biological process: protein phosphorylation. The coding region runs from base 381 to 1010 and encodes 209 amino acids.